Papaver somniferum (opium poppy) is the source of this 2430-nucleotide messenger RNA. RefSeq names its product CBL-interacting serine/threonine-protein kinase 24-like. NCBI's taxonomy places the organism in Eukaryota, Viridiplantae, Streptophyta, Magnoliopsida, Ranunculales, Papaveraceae. Gene Ontology annotation, molecular function: protein kinase activity; ATP binding. The record is from RefSeq and is a predicted model, not a curated record. Bases 837 to 2072 code for a protein of 411 amino acids. Gene Ontology annotation, biological process: signal transduction; protein phosphorylation. The transcript has 14 exons.
GUCAAGUCCAUAUUUCGUUUUCGCCGUUCCAUCAAAAAAAUAAAAUAAAAAAAGAAAUGAAGGAGUCUCAUUUCUGUCCAGCUAUUUCUCAAUCCGACUCCUAUCGGAAAUUUUCAGCCGUAAAUAAUUUAUCGGUUCAAAAUUAAUGAGUUCAACGAGAUUUUUGAAGUUCAGGGUUCAUGGCUCACUCUUAAUUUCGAUAUAAGAGUCAUUCCAGUUCGAUUGCCGGGGCCAUUGGAAAAAAAAUGUUAGGAUGAUAUCUCAAACGCACAUGCCAUUUAAGGAAGGAUCCUUAAAGCAGUUUGAUCAUUGAUUUAGUAUUAUUUCUCCACCAUUUUUCACCAAAAUCCACCGGCGGCCAGACUAAAGUCUCCGACCAAGAUGACAUUUGCAAGAUUGUAUAGCCACGUCUGAGACGCCUGACUGAUGUAUUUUAAUUUUUAGUAAUAAUUAAAUCCUCUUGUUAUUACGUGGCCAAUUUCUCUUGCUAUCUCUGUCUUCUCUGCCUGCCCAAUCUAUUUUUAACCGCGAGAAAAAUAAAUAUAUUUGCAGGUCAAAUUCCAGUUUUGCCAUUCCAAAAUCCUCUUUUCAAUUCUCUCUGAUUUCUUCCUUUGAUUCCAGUAUUUUCUCAGUCGAAAUCCUGUUGAAAUUCUUCAGUUUUCCGGUGGGGUUUCUGAAUAGUUAAAAGAAAAACUUUUUGUUAGUGCUGAAUCGAGGGUUUAUGUUUUGAUUUUAUUGGAUUUUUUUUUUUUUUUUGAAGAAUUUUCAUUUGUACUAGUUGAGGAUUGUCUGGAAGAAAUGAAAUUGAAGAGAUUGUGACAAAAGGAAGAAAAAAAAUGGUGACAAGGAAGCUUGGUAAAUAUGAGCUAGGAAGAACAAUUGGGGAAGGAACUUUUGCCAAGGUUAAGUUUGCUAAGAAUACAGAAACUGGAGAAAAUGUUGCUAUUAAAGUUAUGUCUAAAGCUACUAUUCUCAGACAUAAGAUGGUGGAUCAGAUCAAGAGAGAAAUUUCCAUAAUGAAGAUUGUGAGGCACCCGAAUAUAGUUAGAUUGCAUGAGGUGUUGUCUAGCCGGACAAAGAUAUAUAUCGUUUUGGAGUUUGUCACCGGAGGAGAACUAUUUGAUAAAAUUGUUCACCAAGGAAAAAUCAAGGAAAAUGAGUCCCGGCGAUAUUUUCAGCAACUUAUAGAUGCAGUAGAUUAUUGUCACAGGAAGGGAGUCUAUCACAGGGAUUUGAAGCCUGAGAAUCUUCUUCUUGAUUGUCAUGGUAAAUUGAAAGUUUCUGACUUUGGGCUAAGUGCACUACCCGAACGAGGAAUUCUUCUUCAUACAACAUGUGGUACCCCUAAUUAUGUUGCACCUGAGGUUCUUAGUCACCAAGGUUAUGAUGGUUCCAGUGCUGAUGUGUGGUCGUGUGGUGUUAUCCUUUAUGUCAUAAUGGCAGGAUACCUUCCGUUUGAUGAGACAGACCUUCCUGCACUAUACAAAAAAAUUAAUGUAGCAGAGUUCUCGUGUCCAAUUUGGUUCUCUCCUGGGGCGAAGGCAUUGAUACUAAAGAUACUUAACCCCAACCCCAAAACACGAAUAUCCAUCGAGGGGAUAAAACGUGAUCCAUGGUUCAGGCAAAGUUAUGUGCCUGUUAGAUAUGGCAACGAGGAGAAAGUCAGUCUGGAUGAUGUUUGUGCUGUCUUCAAUGACAUUGAGGACCAAUAUGUAUCUGAGAGGACGGGUAAUGAUCAAGGCCCUUUGAUUAUGAAUGCGUUUGAGAUGAUCACGCUUUCUCAAGGACUGAACCUAUCAGCUCUCUUUGACCGGAGACAGGACUAUGUAAAAAGACAGACCCGCUUUGUCUCUCGCAAACCAGCGAAUGACAUCAUUUUAGCUAUUGAAGCUGUUGCUGCGUCCUUGCACCUCAGUGUCCAUUCUCGUAACUAUAAGAUGAGACUGGAAGGUUUAUCUGCUAAUAAGAUCGGGCGGUUUGCUGUUGCCUUGGAGAUGUUCGAAAAGCCUCCGGAGAUACUCUUGAAUAUCACAAGUUCUACAAGAAUUUGUGCUCGAAACUUGAGCAUAUAAUUUGGAAACCAACAGAAGAUAGUGCACCAUCUGGAUUGCUGAAAUCAAUGACUUGCUGACCCAAUCCAAAAGGGUGUGAUGCAAAUCCAAAAAGCAGACAAGCUAAUUCUUCGUAGGACCUAAAUAGCCAACUGUUUGAUCAUCUUUGCGGAAAGCCUUCUCCCCUGUAAUGUUGUACAAUUUACACUAACGGUAAAUAAAGGGAAUGCAAAUAAUUGAGUUUAGUUUAUGGGUUUUAGUUUUUGUUUUGUUGUAAGUGUAGCAAUGAUGCGGUUCGUCGUUAAGUUUGCAGAAGUACGAGUUAAGAAUCCCAAAGUUUUGACCUUGUAUAAAAAUAAAUACUCAAGUUGAUUUUAUA